Penicillium soppii is the source of this 1050-nucleotide messenger RNA. Its product is annotated as FAD-dependent oxidoreductase. The transcript has 3 exons. Bases 1 to 1050 code for a protein of 349 amino acids. NCBI's taxonomy places the organism in Eukaryota, Fungi, Ascomycota, Eurotiomycetes, Eurotiales, Aspergillaceae. Gene Ontology annotation, molecular function: D-amino-acid oxidase activity; FAD binding. The record is from RefSeq and is a predicted model, not a curated record.
AUGUCCGGACGGGAAACGAUCGUGGUGAUCGGAGCAGGGGUUCUCGGUCUUUCGACCGCGCUAUGCAUCCAACAUCACCUUGAGUUCACGCAAUCCAUCCUCCUCGUAGCCCGCGACUUCCCCGCCGAUACUUCGGUCAACUAUGCCUCGCCAUGGGCCGGAGCACACUACCGACCCGUACCCGGAUCAUCGCCCCAGGCGCUUAAGGAAGCAAACCAAGCGCAGAGAACCUAUGAUUUUUUUAAGCACGUGUCGGCCCAUGAGCCGGGUUCCGGGAUCGAGUUCGUCCAGGGUAUCGAGCACCUCGAGGCUCCACCGCCAGAAUAUCUGGAUAAGCAAAGUGUGCAGAAUGUGUACUCGCAUCUAGAUGGGUUCCGGGCGCUGCAGAAAGAGGAGCUUCCUGCUGGCGUAAAGUGGGGCGUGCAGUAUGGGACGUAUGUGGUGAAUUCACCUGUUUACUGUGCGCAUUUACUACGGAAGUUCGUCUUGAAGGGAGGUGAGGUGAGACAGUAUACGCUGGCGAACUUGAAGGAGGCGUUUAGUCUGGCUACCAAUGUGAGGACCGUGGUUAAUUGCUCCGGGACUGGGAUUGAAGACCUCAAGUCUUUUAUUAUCAGGGGUCAAACCUGCCUCGUUCGUAACCCCGUCUCCCAGACCAUCACACGUCAAAAUACAGACGGGUCAUGGUCGUUCUGCAUUCCGCGUCCUCUUGAUGGCGGGACGAUCAUCGGGGGCACGAAGGAGCUGAAUAACUGGGAUCCGAACCCAUCUCCAGAGACCAGGCAGCGGCUGCUAGCCAAUGCGACCAAGUGGUUCCCUUUCACGUCAGAGAGCGGUGGGAAGUUUGAUGUAAUUCGCGAUAUUGUUGGCCGUCGGCCUGCUAGAGAGGGCGGAAUGCGGAUUGAGGCCGAGAAGCUCGCUGAUGACCGAUAUAUCGUCCAUGGUUAUGGUGCUGGAGGUCGUGGAUUUGAGCUGUCUCGCGGUGUUGCGGAAGACAUCGUAGCGUUGAUGCUUGAGAAGAGGCUUCUACGGGCGAAGGCCUUGUUGUAA